This is a messenger RNA of Telopea speciosissima, 912 nucleotides long. RefSeq lists its product as uncharacterized. Bases 145 to 912 code for a protein of 255 amino acids. Gene Ontology annotation, molecular function: rRNA (uridine-N3-)-methyltransferase activity. The transcript is spliced from 4 exons. Gene Ontology annotation, biological process: rRNA base methylation. NCBI's taxonomy places the organism in Eukaryota, Viridiplantae, Streptophyta, Magnoliopsida, Proteales, Proteaceae. Gene Ontology annotation, cellular component: cytoplasm. The record is from RefSeq and is a predicted model, not a curated record.
GAGAGAGAGAGACUCUUUUCCCAAUGGAUUAUGGCAGCUGAAGCAAUUGAGUCCCUCGGGAAAUAAACAAACUUCCGAACCAACAGAUAUCCAAGUUACGAAGGGUCAUUAGUGCAUGAAAACUGAAAGGUUACCAACUGAGAAAUGGAAGAAGAACAGGAAUGCAUCAUGCACUACAGCCGCUCUCAUAAGAUGUUACUCGUUGGAAAAGGGGAUUUCUCUUUCUCUGCAUGUUUGGCCAGGGCAUUUGGUUCCGCUAAGAACAUGGUCUCUACGUCCCUUGAUUGCAGAAAAACCUUAAUGGUCAAGCACCCAACAGCAAAGGCAAACUUUGAGGAAUUGGAGAAACUGAGUUGCACCAUUCUGCAUGAAGUAGACUGUCACACCAUGAACAACCAUCCUUUUCUCAAGUCUACGACAUUUGAUCGAAUAAUCUUCAAUUUUCCUCAUGCGGGCUUUCAUUACCGACAUGAACAUGAGCAAGAGCAAAUCAUAUGUCUUCCCAGGCUUCACCAAAAGGUAGUGAAAGGCUUCUUUAGAAGUGCACGUGACAUGCUUACAACCAAUGAUGAAGCUCACGUGACCCACAAGACAAGUCACCCUGUCAAUAAGUGGGAGGUGGAGAAACUAGCCAAUGAGGCUGGACUAUGUUUGGCUAAAGAAGUAGAGUUCCAAAUCCAGGAUUAUCCAGGUUAUCACAAUAAGAGAGGAGAUGGAAAUAGAAGCGAUGAGUCUUUCCCUGUGGGAAUGUGCAGCACUUUCAAGUUCAUACUGCAUAUCCAAACUAUACCUGCAUGUACAUCUUUAGAUGCAGUUGCAUGUAUGUGGUUGGACCGGUAUGAUCCAAUUUGGAAACCCAAACUGAGAAAAACUCGAUCCAAACAUAUAUUUAAAGAGUAUUUUGAAAUUUAA